CUCACCCCUUCUGCUGCCGCGGGAGGGACUCCAGCUUUGGAGCUGUCAAGACUUGCUCGGGGAUAAUAGCUCCAGCAUGGUGUUUUUCCCCCUCCCCUCUUCCCGCUAGGAAGAAUUUUUGGCAGAGAGGGCUCCGUCUGGAAAUCUGUUUUGCCUGGGCAAAGCUGUAAAAAAGAGGGAAAUGUUUACUAAUAUUCAGGGCGGUCAGGUUAAAGAAAACUCCUCAAGGAAGACAAGAUUUAAAACCCAGAAGUGGGCUGCCAACAAACUUCAUUUACCUGAAACGAUCCUAAGGAGAGAAGAUGUACACAUUACAGGAAAAGCAAUGGUGGCUUGGAAAUUACCCUGACAUCUGCUCAAGGUGGAAGGUCUUCAUAGAGAGGCAUCAGCAGAGCCUAUGGAACUGAGGCUAAGAGCAUGAUCCCCGCUGAAGGAACACAAUGACCAUGAUGUUGGAGCAAGGAGAGCUCUAAUGGAAUGAGCCCGCAGCAUGCCUUCGUCAGCCUUCGGCACCAUGUCUGGGACACGCAUUCUCUUCCUCUUCUUCCUCAAACUUUUUGUAACUGGCUGGACCCAGGGAGCAACAGUCAGUGCCCCUUAUCUGAAUGUUGGGGACGGAACAGUUUUGGAAUUCAAUUUCCCUGAGCAUAGCCAGGGUGUUUUGUUGGUCACUUGCCACUAUCCGGGAUCAGAUGCCUGGCUGAGUGCAUCUUCGCUGGAGCCUACCGUGGUAGUCAUAGAGAAUGUCAGUGCCUCCUGGGGAGGGAGCUUCACAGUCAGAUUCCAGUCUGGCUUGGCUGGCCUGGCCCCAUUGCAACUGAGAUUGUUAGAACAGAAUCGCCUCAUUGAAGAACGAGCUGAUUUCCGGAUUCGGGUUGACACUUCUGAUCUGGAGCCAAGUAUAAGGAUGAGCCUGGGUCACUUCUCAGAGAACCCGAUCCUCUUUGCCCUCCUGCCUCUUAUCUUCCUCAAUAAAUGUGCAUUUGGCUGCAAGGUAGAGGUGGAUGCUCUCCGAAGCCUGGUUCACCAACCUCAUCCUAUCAUGCUGGGCAUCUUAGGCCAAUUUGUUGUCAUGCCCCUUUAUGGCUACCUCAUGUCCUUGGCCUUCUCUUUGCCUAAGGCACUGGCUUUGGGGCUAGUGAUUUCUUGCUCCUCCCCCGGUGGUGGCGGUGGCUAUCUCUACAGCCUUCUACUGGGUGGAGAUGUCACUGUGGCCAUCUCCAUGACUCUUCUAUCCACAAUAGCAGCCACUGGGCUCAUGCCCCUCUCCUCCAGCUUCUACGGAUGGCUGUUGGGAGCCCAUGAGACUCUGCAUGUGCCCUUCCUGAAGAUCUUCAUCACUCUCCUCUUCAUCGCAGUGCCCAUCUCUACUGGCAUGCUGGUCAAGUGUAAGCUGCCCCGUGUCUCCCGCCUCCUCCUCCUCCUCAUCAAACCUUUCAGCUUCACCCUCAUCAUUGGAGGCCUCUUCAUGGCUUACCAUAUGGGAGCAUUUAUCCUAACCAGCGUGCGGCCCCCCAUCAUCCUGGCUGGCGUUACUGUGCCCAUCUUCGGCUUGCUGCUGGGCUACCUGCUGGCCUGGUGCUUAGGACUGCCAGGGCCACAGCGUCGGACGGUCAGUAUUGAGGUCGGGGUGCAGAAUAGCCUGUUGGCCUUGGCCGUGCUGCAACUCUCCUUCCAAAGGGCCCAAGCUGACUUUGCUUCCCAAGCUCCCUUUAUUGUGGCCCUGAGCAGCACGUCUGAGAUGUUGCUGCUUGUCUUGGGGAACUUGGCAUACAACAAACUCUGUUCAACUGGCUCUUAAGACCCCUGGGAAAGUGGAGGCAGAUACCAAAGAUUUGAACUCUGGGUGUGGCCUGAUCAGAGAUGGAUACCAAAAGCCUUAGGAGCUGGAUGUGAGGCACCCCCUUGGUAGGGGUGUGGCUAAGCAAGACCUCCGCCUGAAACCCAUGAUGGGGUGCUCAGAUACCAAGGGGCCCUUUGCAGGGGCAUAUCCCACAAGUUGUGAUGUGGGGGGAACCUGAGCUUCUCUGUUUUUUUUUAAUUCAACUUGUUUUUCUAUAUAGCAAGAGGUAUCUCUGGAGCUUAACGUUUGAGUUGCACAGACCGAGGGGGUAUAAUGGGGGUGAAUCUGUCCUAUUUCACCUCACCCACUCAGCGGGAUACAGGGUUUGAAUAAAACACAACUGAAGAUAA
Pantherophis guttatus is the source of this 2193-nucleotide messenger RNA. RefSeq names its product solute carrier family 10 member 3 (gene SLC10A3). NCBI's taxonomy places the organism in Eukaryota, Metazoa, Chordata, Lepidosauria, Squamata, Colubridae. The record is from RefSeq and is a predicted model, not a curated record. Gene Ontology annotation, molecular function: bile acid:sodium symporter activity. Gene Ontology annotation, biological process: bile acid and bile salt transport. Gene Ontology annotation, cellular component: membrane.